GAACUGCUUGUCGUUGGCAUUUACUGAAUUAGCCUAACCUCAGGACAAGCAGGACAUGAUGUGGAAACUUCCCCUAUAACCUGCUGUUCAGACAACUCAAUCAUCCUGUUGUACAUAAGGAUGCUAUUGGAGCAUCCUUCAGCCGAGAUACUACUAAACAUUCCUACCUCUACCAAAGCAAUAGGCAAUGUCUUGCACAAGGAGCAGUACGCAAAUACUUCGUUUUCUUUAAUUCCUUCAACCAACUUUGCAUAAAGCACUCACAAGAAUUACUUAAGCCGGGACCAACAGCCAUCUUGUUGGGCAUGCCUCCAUUACUACUCAAAAAAGCCAGGUACUUUUUUGGCAAGUACUUCAUCAAGUCCUUCCAAGCAGCAAAAAGCUUUUCUUUUUUUCAACCGAUACUCGUUCUGCUUAGCGGCGGUAUCUUGGAUAAUAACAGUGCUGUUAGUUACAGACAUGUUGUUGUCGUUCCAUUGGUCAUCGAAAUACUCGUCACCGCCACUACAAUCAUCUUCUUGCACAUCAACAGUCUUGCGAACGGCCGCAUUCUUCUUAAGAUCGUCAAGCAUCGCAAAAGCGGCAGCUUCUUCUUUGUCUGCAGCGUUCACCAGCUCUUGUCGCAUACUAUUCAGCAAUGCGAUGUCUUGAUGGGCCAAACCCAAAUCUGAUCUAUUUUUCUUCCCUGUAGGUAAUUUAACUGUAGAGGGUUUACGUUUGGUACGUGUAGGUGCUUUACGUUUGAUAGGUGCCAUUAUAAGUGUACUGUAAAAAAAUG
This is a messenger RNA of Mucor mucedo, 778 nucleotides long. RefSeq lists its product as uncharacterized. The transcript is spliced from 6 exons. The annotation marks the transcript as partial. The record is from RefSeq and is a predicted model, not a curated record. NCBI's taxonomy places the organism in Eukaryota, Fungi, Mucoromycota, Mucoromycetes, Mucorales, Mucoraceae.